Molecule: messenger RNA, 2766 nt
Organism: Microthlaspi erraticum
Lineage: Eukaryota; Viridiplantae; Streptophyta; Magnoliopsida; Brassicales; Brassicaceae
Source: the annotation of a GenBank genome assembly
AUGACUGAAGACGAAGACGGUGGUUCAGUUAAUACGGCAACAUUAAACCCACAGGUGUAUCUCCAAGAUCAGGUGGAGUUACUUCUCGGGACGUGGAACAGAGAGGACAAUGGGAAGUGGAUUUCCGAAUACGACCCAAUGCUAGCUCCCAAAACCAUUCAACUUCAGACAAACCUCUCUUACGCGGCGCUUGUCUCGCUCGUGAAAGGAACACUUCACCUUCUAGCGAAAAAUAUAUCCAUCGAAUUGGCGUAUCAAUAUCCACCAUGGAUGGCAAUAGAUGAUGGCGAUGGAUCCACCCCACAGUAUAUAACAUAUGACCAUGAAGUGGAGGUCUUUGUCCAGAUGAGGCGUCACGUCGAGGAAAUAAACCUCUGCGUCACGGUCACACGUCAUAUCGGAUCAAUGAUGGCAGAGGAUGAGCGGAUACGUUGUAGUCAGUAUCAACCACCAUUUACAACAGUGGCAGAUGAUGGGAUAGGUGGUCAGUCGGACGGAGAAGGAACAGAUGAAGAGUGGCAUCGCUUUGCAAUGUCAGAAACUUCACUAACCGCUCCGCUAACCGCUCCGCUAACCGCUCCGCUAACCGCUCCUCAAGGAACGAGAGCAGAGGACGAGCAAGUCGUUCCGACUAUACAUUCUGAGAAGACAGUCCCCGAACGGAAGAGAGCCAGAGAAGGAGGGAUUUCUAUUCGCGAAGGCGAACCCAUUAUCCGUCUACAAAACGCCGAAUGUGAUCCUCGUGAUAAAGGGAAGGCCAUUGCGGCAGCAGAUGAUAGCGACUCAGACAGCGACGGUGAGGAUGCUCUUGUCCCCGUUUGGCGCAACAGUCCUGACCAUAUCAUCAGAGAAGGUCUAAGAACGUAUGGUGCACGAAGGCAAUUGUUCCCCGAGGAGGAAGGCACUGAAGGAGAAAAAUCAGGGGAGCAUUUCACGGGUGAUACUUCAUCUGACACGCCGUCUGGAGCCAGAGAAAAUAUCCCAUACAAUCCAUGGGGACGAUUCGACGAAGCGUUACACCACAUCCUUUGCGAUAUCAGUGCCGAUCCAGCCAUGUUCGGCAGGGAUGCUCCACCGGUUUUCCCCAUUGGCGAUGCAGAUGAUGUUGAUUCAGCUCUUGCCGACGUGCCUUAUGAGGGUGAUAAACUUUUCGUGGGUCGAGUGUUCAAGUUGAAAACAGAUUGCAAACUGAAGAUCGCUAUUCAUGCUAUCAAUAGGAGGUUUCACUUUCGCACAAAGAGGUCAAACCCAACAUUUAUGGUCAUGAAGUGCAGCUGCCCAACAUGUGAGUGGCGUGUGUACUCUGUUCUGAUUGAUGCGACUGGAAACUUCCAGAUUAGACAGGCAACGUUGACACAUUCGUGUACCGUGGAUGUAAGACGCAACUACCACAAGCUAGCAACAACACAAGUGAUCGGGGAGAUAAUGCAGUCUAAGUUUGUUGGCAUUAAGCAGGGCCCUAAUCCAGGAGGAGUAAGGAAGAUUCUAUUGGAUGACUACCACGUCAAUGCCUCAUAUUGGAAAGCAUGGCGGGCACGGGAGAUGGCAAUGGACCAUGCCAUGGGUUCAAGAGCUGGUAGUUAUGCACUACUGCCUGCGUACUUGUACUUACUGCAAUCUGCAAACCCCGGAAGUAUUUGUGUGUUAGAGCAUGAGGUGGACACGACCGGUCAACUGCGUUUUAAGUACACCUUCGUCGCUUAUGGUGCAUCAAUUGCUGGCUAUCCUUACAUGCGGAAAGUUAUUGUAGUUGAUGGCACCAGUCUGAAAGGCCGUUUCGGUGGAUGCUUGAUUUCGGCAUGUGCUCAGGAUGCAAACUUUCAAAUCUUCCCUCUCGCUUUUGCUGUGGUAGAUAGCGAGAAUGACAGUUCUUGGGAAUGGUUUCUGGCACAAUUGAAGACAUUUGUACCUGAUUCACAUGAACUCGUCUUCAUCUCCGAUCGCCACGCUAGCAUUUACCCAGCAUUAGAAAAGGUUUACCCAUUAUCACAUCAUGGGGCUUGCACCGUCCAUCUUUGGCGUAAUGUGAAGGAUAAAUAUAAAUCCAAACGUCUGGCAAACCUAAUGUCUGCGGCUGCUCGAAGCUUCACUGUCUUCGACUUCAACCGAAUAUUCUUACAGAUAAAAAGACUUAAUCCAGGCUGCGCAGCUUACUUGUUGAACAUUGGGUUUAGUCACUGGACGCGUGUUCAUUUCCCUGGGAAACGCUAUAAUAUCAUGGACUCUAACAUAGCUGAAAGGGCGAAAUCUCUUUUGCAUAAAGGCACCUUGACCCCAAACGUCCAGAAGAUAAUUGAACAGACCUUUGAAGCGUCCACAACCCUGGCGGUGCGAACUAUAUGCCCAAUGGAGUUCCAAGUUCAAGAGCAAUCUGGUGAGUGCCACAUUGUCAAAAUACUAGAUGGGACCUGCAGCUGCAUGAAGUUCCAGCUAUUGGGCCUGCCUUGUGCUCACGCCAUCGCUGCUGCGGUUAGUAUCGAAUUGCCAACUGACUUUAUGGUUUCAUGGGGCUUCUAUGGAGAGACGUGGACUCGUGGGUUCGACGGGAAGAUAUACCCAGUUCCUUCUGUUGGUGGUGGAGACAUUCUUGAUCCAGCUGGUGGUGAUCUUCUGCCACCUAAUGUCCGCCGACCUCCAGGUAGACCUAAGAAGCUAAGAAUUAAGUCACGUGGUGAAUUUAAGAAGACAGGUCUUCACAACGGGCGCCGGUGCACAAGGUGUCGCCAUCAGGGGCAUAACAAAGCCUCCUGCCGGUAUGCUAUAUAA